This is a messenger RNA of Magallana angulata, 4997 nucleotides long. Its product is annotated as KAT8 regulatory NSL complex subunit 1-like. NCBI's taxonomy places the organism in Eukaryota, Metazoa, Mollusca, Bivalvia, Ostreida, Ostreidae. The record is from RefSeq and is a predicted model, not a curated record. Gene Ontology annotation, cellular component: NSL complex. Gene Ontology annotation, molecular function: histone acetyltransferase binding. The coding region runs from base 325 to 3741 and encodes 1138 amino acids. The transcript has 9 exons.
CAUAUUUGUAAUAUCAUGGCUUUGCUGUAAACCCUCUGUACGCCAUUACGGUGAAUUUGGAGCGUACGGGCGGACGAAAACGUACAUUGCGAAACUUCCCCGUAUAGAUAUGAUCCAUCAUGAUUUAUGCUCUUAAGAAAAGAAGAGGAUUAAUGGUAUACAUCAAAGGUAACUGCAAAGGUUAUGCUGGGUGUACUGUUGGAGAAUAGCCUUUGUCAGGAAGGAUUCUGCCAUCCCCAUGACAUUGCAUCAGGCGAGUCGCCAGUCUAACUUUGUAGUGAAUUCAAAGAACUAUUGUAUUGAAUCGUAUUAUUGUAACAUUGUAUGUCUGCUCCACUUUCCCUGAGAGUAUGCUGUCUUGUUGCAAUGGCGCCUGCACUCACUGACCCAGUGGUGACCCAGACAAAGUUAAAAAUAAAAUUUCCAAAAGUCUUGGACCCUUCUUUGAGCCUGCCACCAGGGAAACUUGUGGAGGUGAAAAGCAGCUUGCAAAAAGACGACAUUACCAGGAAAAAAGAGGCAGCAAGUUGUAAAGUUACCCUGAAUUCAGUUUUAAAUUUCAAACAAAUUGAGGACAGUAUUUUUAAAACUGUCGGGCUCAACUCGAAGAUCAAACAAAUCAAGAUUAUUCAGAAGGGUGGGAGCAAGAUCAAGGACCCCAGAUUGGCGGGGGUGGUUCACCAUAAAGAUAAUUCUGGUAAUUGGAAAAUGAACCAACCUUUGGAAUUUGUAAAUGGAACGCCGAAGGAGAAUGGUUUGAAAACAGCAAACGAGUUGAAAAAUUCCAUUGAGUUCAGAACAUUGACUACGAAUCUCAACGGUGAUCAUGAUCCGAUAAAUCAUAACCAAGUGACUCUUCAAAAUGGAGAUCAGGAUCAAGCAUCCAAAGUUAAUUCUGUGACAGAUAUGGUAACGGCUGUGAAUUCUGAAGCAGAAGUUGCUCGAGAUGAUAUAUGUGAUGGUGCAGAUACAGACACUCACCUUGUGGACAUCGAAAAUGACGAGAUUGAUCCUAUUAAGUCUGAGAAAGAAUUAAGUGAGGAGGUUAGUGAAAAACAACAUGUUCUUGAGAGAAGGGCAGACAGACUUUUGAGAAGGUUGCGUCGUUUACAAGGACGUCAGCUGGAAACGCACAUUCGAAAUCAAGUUGGGAGUUAUGUGAACUUCCUACACCGCAAUCUCCAGUCUGUGGCACACCGGUCCAUGGGAAUUUCAGGUCCACAUUCAGAACUCAAGGCAGAACUCUUAAAAAGUGAAGAUGUGAAGAGUUUAUCCACAGCAGCUUUAGUGAAUUUAGUGAGGAAAAUUCAGUCCACGCAAAAUCAGGCUGCACUCAGCAAACGUAUAGCCACACAAACAAAGAAAGUUAAGGAGGAGAAACCAUCUCAAAGUGUGUUGGUUAUAGAUGGACAGAUCUGUAAAGAGGCCAAUAGAGUGUCUGGACACCUCAAAACAAAUCUGCAUCACAUGCUGAACACGCUGGACUCGGAUGCCACAGAGAGCAGCUCAGGGGGAGAAAGCUGUGAUGAGGAGGAUGAGUUUGAGAGAGAAAGGAAGAUUCCUCCACCACCUUUGCAUCGGAGAGCGGAGUGGAAGUGGGCUUCUGAACGGGCAGCAGUAGCAUGCCGCUGGACAUGGUUACAGGCUCAAGUCUCAGAUUUGGAGUACAGAAUUCGACAACAAAGUGAUAUUCACAAACAAAUUAGGCAUAAUAAAGGCAGCGUUGUUCUUGGAGAGCCUCCUUCACUUGAAGAACUUGGUGCGCGCUUAAGGCAGGCUCGAGCAAAUGGCAAAUUGUUAUCCCCUAUUGAAACCAAAAUAGCAGACUUUGAUGCAAAGAAUGUGUCAGGAUCCCCUUGUAAUAUAGCUGCUGUAAUGUCCAAUGUAAAUCGCCAAGCAACAAAACUAACACAAUCACUUGGAAACUGUCUAACACCUAUACAGUCGAACUUAUUAACAGAGAACAAAUUAAAAGAUCAUGGGCAAUGUAACAACUUAAACGGUGUUGUGAACUCUGGGCAUCCAUCCUCAGUGACAGAAGAACACUCAAACGCAUUACCGGGGCCCUCGGGUGAUGCUUCUUCAUUGGAACAAUCUCCCGCCUCCUCUCUCAUGGACGCUACUUGUCAGGCCGCUCGCUGUCGCCCAGUGCGUAGUUACAGGAAGCGGAAGUUGUUGCGGACAUCUGGCCUUCAUCAGGUGUCGCGUAAAGCUGCACGACUGUCCACAGUGAAGUGUCAUUGUUCUCCGCCUUUCUCUUCUUGUCCCAUGUGCGGGGGCCGUUACAACAAUUCACAGACUGUAGAUGCCGACACCAUGCCUGUGAAUGAGAGAGUGUCCCUUCUUGAUCCAUCCUGUCACCCAGUGUUGUCUUUCAAUGAAGAAAUUCCUUUGACUAUCCACUUUGAGGCUUUGCUAAAGAGUGGAGAUUGGCAAAACAAACCACCACCGAAAACUACAAAACUCCUGCCAUCAGACAGAAAACGCCAGAAGUUGUUGGUUCCCUCCGUGCGUGAUAAAGUAAGAAAGCAGACAAAAUAUGCAAAGGGAGCAGCAACAGCUUUGCUUGCAUCAGCAAAACUGCGUAACAAGUAUGAAAAAAGGACACCAACUAAAGGCAGACCAAGUUUGAAGUCAACCAGAAAAGUCUCAGAUCUCAGAAAGAGGAGAAUGGCAGAUAGUCUUUCAUUUGCACUGAAACAGAACAAUUUUGAAGAUGGACAAUUGUCAGGAGCCUCUGAUUAUGAUGAUGAAGAUUACUUAAAUUGUGGUCGAGAUAACCUCCUCUCCUCCAGUGGUGCCUCGUCCGGUUUUAAGGAGCUGAAGGAUGCCACCAUGAGGAAACGACGGCUAGAGAGUGCCUAUGACAUUGACAACAUCGUCAUACCAUACAGCAUUGCAUCAGCAACACGCGUUGUCAAAUUAGAGUAUAAGGAAAUAGUGACACCUAAAUGGAGAGAUGUAACAGAUGCCUCUGAAGAAUUAGAGAAUACAGCAGAAGAAAAUAAAACUGAGUUACCUGAAGAGAUUGAGGAUACAUCAGAUGAAUUUUUUGCUGAUAUGCAUGAAAAAUGUGAAAUCCAAGAAAAGAAGCGUUUCCAGUCUUUCGUACAGUACCCAAGUCGUCGCAGUCGGGGAUCCAGGAAUGAUUCAGGACCCUUAACUCCAGACAUGGUGUCCAGUGAUGUAAACAUUACCAAUGAAAGUAGUGAUGGUGCACUUAAGAUGGAAGAGGAUUCUCGUCAACGAAGUUUUACCCUGUCAUCCAGUGGAGGGAGUCACACUAACCUAGCUUCUUCUCUGCGAGAGGAAGUGUUUCGUCGUAGAAGUAGUUCUGCAUCGUUGCGGCGGUCUAGUGUUAGUGUAGGCACUGACGACCUGAGUAUGGACUACGACGAUGGUGAAGUGGUAGAACCCUGGCCCAUUCGAACUUUCCCUCUCUCCGAGGAACAACUGCAAGAACUAAAAGUCAAUAUUUCUCUUUCGGAGGAAGAAAAUACAACCUACUUAACUAGGAAUAAGAUCUCAUCAAACAGUUCAUUAGUGGAACUGAACAAUGAGACCAAUGUUACUGAAGGAGCAACAACAUGUGAAGCCAUGGACACACAUGUAAGUGUGCCUCAAUCUCCCAACAGCUCAAACGGAUCAAAUUUGAGUGAAGAUCCAAACGAUCCAGAAUGGACUGUUGGCAAUGGGGAAAAAUUUGGCGACAAGAAUGGAAUUAAAUUUGGUCGUAGAUGAAACCAAGUGACCAAAUCGAAGUGCAUUACUGAAAGAUGUUAGAUUUACAAGUAGAUAAUAGCUUGUUAAGUUUUUAUUGUUUCCAUUGAUAUUGUCCAGAGUAAAGCGUGAUACUGUAUUUGUUUGCAUCACCUAUGAUGGAUAAUUCAAGAACAUUUUUUGUUAGUGCUAUUUGGAGGAAGAUAUCUUCAUUAUGCAUUUUCUGAAACAUUACAAAUUAUUUUCUUUUCACUAUUUUUCAUGAUAGGAGGUUAAACUCUAGAUAAAUAAAGGAUCAUUAAUUUUUUUAAUUUAAAAAAAAAAUAUGUCACAGAAUUUAGAACCCAUUUUGCUUCUAUGAUAUUGGAUGUACAUGUAUCUUAACUCCAACCAUUGAAAUGUUAAUACCCAUUCUUACUCACUGUUGGUUGUGUGUAUAUACAAAUGUUAUAUUUGAAAAAAAAAAUUGGUUGAAUUGUGAAAGAUUUGUCAUUUUCAAUGGACAGGGUUAAUUUUAUUUCUGAACUUUCAAGAUGCAUUGAAUUUUUUAUGCUGUUUUCUUUGGGUAUUUACAGUAAAAGAAAAUAUUUUAAAUGAAUGAUCAUAACAUCCACUUCUUUGUUGCUCCUGUUGUAUAUAUAUAAUAUGAUUUAUUUUGUAGCACAGAGAUUUUUUGUAUUAUAAUCCUGUACAGAGUUUUUUUAUUUGAAGAACUGAACAACUUGGCCUCAUAGUGCUAUACUUCUUGUUUUUUAUGACCAAUCAUUUAAAAGUUUGCAAUGAAUCUGAAAUCAUGUACGUAUCUAUAAAAAAGCACAUUUUUCAUUAAGAUAACUUACAUUCCAUGUCCCAUAACCAUGUUAAUUCUUUGAAGUGUAUUAGAACUUGGCCAACUGAGGUAAUAGUGGAAGAAAAUAAGAUUAAUUCCUUAAUUAUGUUGAAUCAUGGAUUAAUUACAGUUUUUCCAAUUUUUUUGAAUGUCAGUAUUUUUAUGGAAUUUUUGUUUUCUUCAAAAAUGUGAAUAACCAAUGUCAGUUUUCUGUGUGAACCAGUUCUGCAGGAAGACCCCCCAAAAAAUCUUCUUUUCAAGAAAUCAGUUUAUUUGAUUUAGUAUUUCUAGAACUUUGAUUUUAUUUUAUAUGAAUGAGCACCUCAUUUUGUUAUUAAAAAAUGAUCAGACCUUUUUCUUUUAGCUUAAGAUCAAACUAUACUUCAAUAGUAUGUAUGAUGGCUUCUUCAUGGAAAUGAAUUAAAAAAUAAAAGAAAAUCCUUCAAAA